GAAGAAGGUCGUGCCGUGGGGUGGAGUGUCCUUCCGCAGGCGAGCUGUUCUAUCAGUUCAUUUCUAUAGUUGGUUUGAAGAUAUUAACUCCGUUACUGUAACGAGAAAGGUUCAUUAAAAACCAGCAACAACCGAGUAACGUUGAUAUCGGAACUUCCACGGUGCUGCACGAACCUGACCCGUGCGUUUCAGAAGUGUGAGUGUCAGAAAACCAGGAGCUAUCAGUCAAAACUACAACGUGUUCUCUCUCUCACACACCCGAAGCCAGACAGAGACCGACCGGGACCAGGCGGAUUAACCCUGUAGCCGGAAAGCUCGUGUGUUUCCCGGGAUGAAGAUCCUGUUCGCUCCGCUGAACAUCCCGCUGCGGAGGAGACUCCAGACAGCCGCGGUGCUACAGUGGGUCUUCUCUUUCCUUGCUCUUGCCCAGUGUUGUCUAGCAGGCUAUGUGUUGCUGUGUGUCUCUGAUUGGUGGGUUCUGGCGGCGCUGUAUGCUGGUUGGCUGUAUCUGGACAGGGACACACCCACCAGCGGGGGUCGGAGGUCAGAGUGGCUUCGGAACUGCAGCGUCUGGAAACACUUCAGAGACUACUUCCCUCUCAACCUCAUAAAGACGGUGGAUCUGGACCCAGGUUCUAACUACAUCUUUGGGUUCCACCCCCAUGGUGUUCUGGUGGCGGGGGGUUUUGGGAACUUCUGUACGGAGGCAUCAGGGUUCUCCUCGCUGUUCCCCGGGCUGACCCCCUACCUCCUGAUGCUGCCAUUCUGGUUCAGAGUACCCUUCUUCAGGGACUACAUCAUGUGUGGAGGUCUGGUAUCCAGUGAGAAAGCCAGUCUGUCCUACCUGCUGUCAGCUCCUAGAGGAGGUAAUGUGGCGGUGCUGGCUAUAGGGGGCGCUCCAGAGGCUCUAGACGCCCGGCCAGGAGCUCUCACCCUGCAGAUUCUACACCGCAAGGGAUUCAUCAAACUGGCGCUAAAACACGGGGCCCAGCUAGUACCUGUGUUCUCCUUUGGGGAGAAUGAGCUCUUCGACCAGAUGACCAACCCUGCCGGCUCGCCGCUCCGCUGGCUCCAGGACCACUUGCAAAGGCUCAUGGGAGUGGCACUGCCAAUGUUCACCGGACGAGGCGUGUUCCAAUACAGCUUUGGUCUACUGCCCUACAGAGAGCCCAUACACACUGUUGUGGGUAGACCUAUCCCAGUGGUCCAGACCCCCUCUCCCACUAAGGAUGAUAUAGACUGUCUCCAUUCUCUCUACCUGGAGGGCCUCACUACGGUGUUUGAAGACAACAAGGACAACUACGGCAUUGCACCAGACAAACACCUCCACUUCAUCUAGAAAUGUGCAUUGAGAGUUGUCCACACCUACAAUCAGCUGGAAAAGAAGCUUUACAGACGAAUCCAAAGAUGCUGCAACACCUUCUAGGUCAGAGUUCUAGCUGAAGGUUAGGGUUCUAGAGGGUCCUGUAGGGUUCUAGAGGGUUCUGUAGGGUUCUAGAGGGUCCUGUAGGAUCCUGUAAAUUUAUGUAGGGUUCUAGAGGGUCCUGUAGGGUUCUAGAGGGUUCUGUAGGAUCCUGUAAAGUUUUGUGGGGUUAUGUAGGGUUCUAGAGGGUUCUGUAGGGUUCUAGAGGGUUCUGUAGGAUCCUGUAAAGUUAUGUGGGGUCCUGUAGGGUUCUAGAGGGUCCUGUAGGGUUCUAGAGGGUCCUGUAGGGUUUUGUAGGAUCCUGUAAAGUUAUGUAGGGUUCUAGAGGGUCCUGUAGUGUCAUCUGUAGGUUUCUAGAGGGUCCUGUAGCGUUUUGUGGGGUUCUAUAGAGUUAUGUAGUGUUCUAUGAGGUUCUACAGGGUCCUGUAGGAUUAUGUGGGGUUCUAGAGGGUUCUGUUGGGUUCUAUAGAGUUAUGUAGGAUUCUGUGGGGUCCUGUAGGGUUAGUUAGUACCAAGAUGGCGGAGCAGUAAGACGUUUUUUUGUCCAAUGUAAAAAUUAUUAUUAUUAUUAUAUUUUUUGUUGUAUACAUUUAAUUAUAUUUCAAUCUCUUUUUUUCCAUUUUCUAAUUGAAUAAACUUCCUGCAACCCGCCUCA
Salmo salar (Atlantic salmon) is the source of this 2078-nucleotide messenger RNA. RefSeq names its product 2-acylglycerol O-acyltransferase 2-A. Gene Ontology annotation, cellular component: endoplasmic reticulum membrane. Lineage: Eukaryota; Metazoa; Chordata; Actinopteri; Salmoniformes; Salmonidae. The record is from RefSeq and is a predicted model, not a curated record. Gene Ontology annotation, biological process: triglyceride biosynthetic process. Gene Ontology annotation, molecular function: diacylglycerol O-acyltransferase activity.